Molecule: messenger RNA, 776 nt
Organism: Ruditapes philippinarum (Manila clam)
Lineage: Eukaryota; Metazoa; Mollusca; Bivalvia; Venerida; Veneridae
Exons: 3
Coding region: 16-402 (128 amino acids)
Source: RefSeq, a predicted model, not a curated record
UUUUAAUUUUAGUCCAUGGGGGUUGGUCAACUUGGUCUGCCUGAGAAGAAUGUUCUUCAACAUGCGAUAUUGGGAUUCAGAGGCGUGACCGUUCAUGCUCCAGUCCUUACCCUUCUCGGUUUGGAGACCAUUGUUUCGGGGAUUCUCGUGAUGACAGAAUAUGUUUUCAACAACCGUGUGCAAAUGGGGGAUGGACAAGCUGGGACAGCUGGUCUGUGUGUAGUGUUACAUGUGGAGGAGGAAUUAUGUCAAGGUCAAGGUCAUGCACAAAUCCAAGACCAUCUAUACUUGGACAUUACUGCAUUGGAGAUCAAAGACAAACAGAACAAUGUGGAAACAAAAUAUGUCAAGAUCAUAUGUCCGCUUUUUCUGUUGAGAGACCAUUCAACUAUAGUAGAAUAAAUGGUACGGACAAACUUACUUUCUCCAAAUCUAUAUUCCAACAGGGACACGACUUUGAUAAGUCAACUGGCACGUUUACGUGCUCAAUUCCCGGAACCUAUCAUUUCUCCGUUACACUUGUAAAAAAAAGAUCUAGUUCAAGAGUAGACCAGGUGGUUUGCAAUCUUUACAAAGGAACAUCAGCUUUGAUAAAUAUACAAGUCGACCCAACCGAUGACGAUAGUGACAAAGGAAGCAGUUCUAUUUCUGAAUCUAUUGUUCUUCAUUUGGACAAAGGAGAUCAGGUGUACCUUUCACACUGUACAAAUCCAACGUCUUCAAUGGAAUAUUGGUCCUCCUUCAACGGAUUUUUACUUUAUCCCACAAACUAAUCG